Messenger RNA from Laccaria bicolor S238N-H82, 237 nucleotides. RefSeq lists its product as uncharacterized. Lineage: Eukaryota; Fungi; Basidiomycota; Agaricomycetes; Agaricales; Hydnangiaceae. The record is from RefSeq and is a predicted model, not a curated record. The transcript has 3 exons. Bases 1 to 237 code for a protein of 78 amino acids.
AUGGUGUCAAACUUGCCGAACUGUUCACUUUUGCAUUGUUUUUGUAAGGCCCCAUCGGAGACGGUUCGACCACCGUUGAGCGCGUCGCCUGAUCCAUACUUCUUCGAAACACCUCCUACCAAGGAAGACGUAAUCAAACACCUAGUCUCGAAGUACUCAUUCCACACGUCCCCUCAAACCGGUCUAAACGUAUUUUAUAACCACCCUCUGCGACGUUUGCUAUCCAUUUACUCAUGA